Aspergillus japonicus CBS 114.51 is the source of this 1376-nucleotide messenger RNA. RefSeq lists its product as uncharacterized. The transcript has a single exon. Lineage: Eukaryota; Fungi; Ascomycota; Eurotiomycetes; Eurotiales; Aspergillaceae. The record is from RefSeq and is a predicted model, not a curated record. The coding region runs from base 243 to 1376 and encodes 377 amino acids.
UGUACAUACAGUAUAUACUGCCGUGGGCGGUCUGCGGCCGAGUGCGGAGGUAUUUGUAUGGGGAACGGCGACAAUCCCGCAAUGCCCCCCUGUCUUUCAGUUCAUCAGACUAACUAUUCGGCUCCAAUACCUUUGCUCUAUCUGCCGUCAACCGAUGAAAUAGGCGCAAAACCAAUCGACAGAUUCGCCGCUCAGAGGAUCCCCGACUGAAAAAAGGAACAACCAGCGAAGGUCCAGCCAGAAUGGCUCCCUCCAAGACCCCCAAUCCCGCGGCGCCCUCAGCCAGCGCGCGACCGUCCCUCGAGCAGAACACGAACCCGGACUUCACAGACCCGUCGUUCGAUCCCGCCGAAUAUCUCAACAAUGCACUCCCUGCCCUGGCGCUGGCGUCUUCGCAGUCGAUCCCCAAUAACAACAGCGGCAGCAGCAGCAAUCCCCGAGGCGCGGCGCCGGGAUCCUCCUCCUCCAUUCCUUUGCCCGAGAUGUCCACACAAAUCCAGUCCGUUCUCUCGCAGAUCAGCGCGCACAAUGUCCGGCAUUCGAGCACGCUCACGCGACUGACUGAUGAGAUCUUGCGGGGCGGCAGUCGGCUGGCCUACGAGGUCGAGGUGCUGCGCGGCGAGACGAUCGCAUUGUCGGAUACGCUCACGGAGGCGCUACGGGGGGAUAUUGCCAAGUUUGUUCCGGAGGGUGUGGAUGAGAGUUCGGGCAAAAAGGUGGACCAGCAGGAGGAGGGUCGAGAUCAUGACUCCGGAGCUGUCGAUGUCGGAGCGGGGGGUGUGGAUGGCAAGGCUGACGAAACAGACACAGAAGCUGCUACGAUACAGGACCCGGAGUUCAUUACGAAAUUACGUAUGCUGAAUCAGGUGCGGGCUCGGUUGGAGGAGGUCGUGCAGACCUUCGGGGAUGCGAUGGAGUGGCCCGUUCCCCCGUCGGAGACCUCCCUGGCUUCAUCGUUCAUCUCGGUGUCGGCGCCGGAGGCCGGGCCUGAGAAUCAGAGUCGAGAGGAGAAGGGCCAGGAGGUGGCCAGGCAGCUGCGGGCGGAGGUGACGGGGCUUCUGGAGAGCAAUGGUGGCGGUCUGGAGGGGAUGGAGGCUGCGUCGCGCCGGGUCGAGGCGCUGCGGACGUUGGCGUUGGUCUGGAAGGGGACUGCCGAGGAGAAGGCUCGGAAUCGCGCUGUGGACAGCCUGGCAAAAAUCGUUGAGGAUCGUCGCAGAGCUCUAGAAAGCCAGACCCGAGCGGACUCGUCCCAGCAAGCGUCGGGCUCUUCUACUAAAGCACAGUCGGCUGGCCACCGGCGGCAGGAGAGCGAAGGCCCAGCCGGUGGUAUUUUCCGCAACUUGCAGCGGUUACGCGAGGAGAUCUAUCUUGAAUGA